AUGUCGACGCUGCAAGAGCUUCAGGACAAGGUCGCAGACCUUCAAAAGCAAAAUGAGAUCUUGGGCAUGGAGAACGAGAUGCUGGCUGACUAUCUUCAGCGAGAUGCAGAGAGAACCUCUGGCCUUGAGGACACAGAUGAGGUGCGCCUUGCGCGCCUGGCGCGCCUGGCGUCCCUUCUGUGCCCCGGCUUUCUGCAUCGUGGCCCAGCUGGCCAGGGUGCGGUCGCGGCGGUCGGUGCGGUCACCUCGCAGUCAGAUGCGAAGCAGUCGGAGGCGCCCAACCGUCAGGCCAAUUAUGUGGAGCUGCCAUGCUUUUCUAUGCGAGAUCCUUAUGCUUCCCUGCUGUUACACGGGGUGAAGACAGUUGAGACACGGAACUGGCCAAUGCUGAAGGAUGUGUCUGGCGCUUGCCUUUUGCACAUUGGCCACAAGACGAUGGACGAAAAUGUGGCCGCUGAGUUUCUGUGGAGCAACGGCCUCGCUGAGCCGGAGGAUGUGGAGAGGCUGCUGCAGCCGCCGCAGGGGCUCUUCCGUGGCCAGGUCCUGGGUCUUCUUGACUUGGACAAGACGAGGAGGUACACAGAAGAGGAGACGAGGCAGUCGAACAUACAAACGGCAGUGGCAUCUGAGGUUGUGGGCAAGUGGGCAACGCCAGUGCGAAGAGCGUGGUGGCUAAAAAUACCUUUGCGGGUGCAAGGCCAGCCUGGUGUUUGGACAGUGAGAUUGCCUAGAGAUGCGGCGCCAUCGCAAGCAUUACCACUCUUGGGUUUGAGUGAGCGUGAGCCUGCUGGCACUGAGCUGUCGAGAAAUGCUUCUGACGCUUGCUUGAACAGUGAAAGCAUGAAACAAUUGCCGAGUCUGAUGGUAUUUGACCUUGAUGGAGUGUGCUGGUCUCCAGAAAUGUAUCAGACAAAAGGAGGCCCUCCUUAUCAAGCAACUGCGGAAGGGGCCGUCAAUUCCGCCGGCGAGGAGAUUCGACUCUUCCCUGCAGUGAGAAGAGUUUGGGGCCUGCUUCAAUCUGCGGCCUCGCAAGGAAUACGCGUGGCUGUGGCGAGCAGCUCGAGAAGGCACAAAGCUUUGCCUUUGCUGAAGACGAUAGAAGUCACCCCCGGCGUGUCCAUGAUGGAUCUCAUCGACCAGAGUCUCUUUGAGAUGUACUACCGACGCGGUGAGGGCAAGCGUCCGCACUUGGAGGCCUUGCUGGCCAGAUCUGGUGUUCAGCCAGAGGAGGUCCUUUUUGUGGAUGAUAAUGAGGAUAACAUCCGAUCUGUCAGGCGACUUGGGAUCACCGCAGUGCACAUGCCAACGGGCCUUUCAGAGGAUUCUUGGGCAUAUGCCCUGGACGUGUACAAAGAGACCGACAUCAGAAUAGCAGAGGUGAAACGCGAUGCCUAUGAGUUCAGGCGAGACAUCGUUGUGGGGGCAGAAAAUCCCAGAACAGGCAAAACCAUUGCGGAGAAGGUUCUGAAGUACAUGGAGGACAAGCUGACGCAAAAGGACAUGCAGAUCAACAAGCUUUUGAUGAAGAAUCAGGCGUACAAAGUUGCGAUCAAGAAGGCCGAAGCAUCUCUCAAAUCAAAAGCGGAGACGGGCGAUGACCUGCAGUACAUUGACUUUCACCAGCUCCAAAUCGAGAAUUCCCAGUUCGUGAAAAGAAUAGAGGAGGCUAAUCAGGAGCUUAUCGAACUAAAGCGCCGUGCUGGGCGAACAGUCAAGAUCCUGAACAACAUGAAAAAGAAGCUGAGCAGCCUUACGGCUGAGGCAAAGUUCCUGGAGGAUGAAAUCAAAGAGCGUAAGGCAAUGCUGGCAAAAACUGAGCAUGACAUCGUGAAGGUGGUGGAGGAGAAAGAGGCUGCGCGGAAAGAGCACAAGAAGCUCCGAGCACAGUCGAGGCAGUCUCCAGAGAUGCCACAAGUGGUGGAUUAUGUCAGCCAAAAGGCGGAGGCCUAUGAAUUGGAGGCGCAGAAGCGUAACUGGGAACGAAAAGUAGAGCUUGCACGGCGCUCAGUUGUGACAGCAGCUCGUCUUGAACGAUGCAGCAACAUGGCUUGCCCAUUUGUGAUCAUCGCUCGCAGAAAGGGUGCUCGGCUCAAGCAUCCAAACCAAUUCUGA
Messenger RNA from Effrenium voratum, 2112 nucleotides. The record is from the annotation of a GenBank genome assembly. Lineage: Eukaryota; Dinophyceae; Suessiales; Symbiodiniaceae.